Molecule: messenger RNA, 1343 nt
Organism: Corythoichthys intestinalis (scribbled pipefish)
Lineage: Eukaryota; Metazoa; Chordata; Actinopteri; Syngnathiformes; Syngnathidae
Gene: sh3bgrl3
Product: SH3 domain binding glutamate-rich protein like 3
Exons: 3
Coding region: 120-398 (92 amino acids)
Cellular component (GO): cytoplasm
Source: RefSeq, a predicted model, not a curated record
CGGAUGCACUGGACUUUCUUCCGCAUUUGGCUUGACGUGAUCACGUGAGGGCACUGCAAGGCGAGCAGAAUCGCACCAGGGAGCGGAAGAAAGAGGACAAUUUAAAAAACCGAAAGAAAAUGGGGAUUAAAAUCUACUACACCACCGUGACUGCAUCUCGGACGAUAAAGUCCCAACAGGCGGAAGUCAUGCGCAUCCUGGACAGCAAAAGCAUCACGUACGAGCUGGUGGACAUCUCGGUGGGAGGUGAGAUGCGCGACGAGAUGCGCAAAAAAGCGGGCAACCCGACAGCCGUCCCGCCGCAGCUCUUUAAUGAGGACCAAUACUGCGGGGAUUACGAAAUGUUCUCCGAGGCGGUGGAGGCGGACACGGUGGACCAGUUCCUGAAACUUGCGUGAAUCAUACGCCUCCACCACACUGAAGCCCCCCUCUGACACCGACUCUCAUCAAAUGCCAUAUUGAAGAAUGCCAAAUAUCCUCAUUAUUUGUUUUUGUUUCAGCAUAGGUGUCAACCAAACAUGUCUUAAAAUGAACCCACAAAUUACCAUCAUCAUUCAGAUGUGGUCUUGGUCUUGAAGCCUUCAUAUCUGUACAUUCCCACCUUGCACUUAAUACAAAUAUGUUAAUGAUCCAUGAGAGAAAAAAUGUGAAUAGGAUAAUUGGCAACCAUUUUAGGUUCCAUUACCACUUUGACUGAAUUUGAGGAUGCGUCCCCAAUAUUUCAAGCAUCCUUGCUGUUCGUUUGUCUGUUAGACAGGCCAAAAAUGUGAAGAAAAAAAAACGUUGUUACAGUUCUGAAUGUCACAAGAAGUGUGUUAAAUCCCAUCUUAUUUCCACUUUGUUGUAUCGUCGAUCGAAAAGGACCAAAAAGAGACCACUUGUAGUGUUUGACUAUGUAGCUGGUCCUCAAUGACCAUUGUAGGAUCUCAUGCACUGAAACGGUAACACAGUAUACUAGGCUGGUGUGUUUCAAUGGACCUGUCAUCGCAUGGGGAAAUACGAGGGCCUCAUUCUUUUUUGCUCGCUUGUGCGUAUUGACUUUCUGAUGAUAGGUAGAUAUACAUUUCAACAUGAUUCUAAGUCGCACGAUUUGGGAUAUGGCGCAAGGACGAGUCAAUUGUUCACAAUGUUUGUGCACUUGUUUUGUAUCUACGUACGGUUGUUUGCGGACGUGCGUGCUAUGUUCCGAUCACAUUCCAUGUCUGAGUUCUUUGCUUUGUGUUUGGACCAAUUCCCCUUGGCCAAAAUGAGAACAAGUAGAAGAAAAUAGGGAAUACAAUGCUGUUAUCUUCCAAGAAGAUUGUGAUGUAUGGGCUGCAAAAAUAAAAAUGAAGUUGAAUCAA